CUGCGCGCGGCAUUUUGGGAACGCGUGGUACUCUGGGAGAAGGGUACCGCCAUUCGCUUGUCUCACGCCCUCGCAGUAACUUGAGUUGCUGCCACUGCCGCCGCACCGGGAAGGAAGAGGAGGCCGGAGCCGAACUGUCUUCCUGCCAAGAUGUCUAUUGGUGUGCCGAUUAAAGUCCUGCACGAAGCCGAAGGUCACAUCGUGACGUGUGAGAUGAACACCGGCGAGGUGUACCGCGGGAAGCUCAUCGAGGCGGAAGACAACAUGAACUGCCAGAUGUCCAACAUCACAGUCACGUACAGAGAUGGCCGAGUAGCACAGCUGGAGCAGGUGUACAUCCGUGGGAGCAAGAUCCGCUUCCUGAUUUUGCCCGACAUGCUGAAAAACGCACCCAUGUUAAAGAGCAUGAAGAAUAAAAACCAAGGCUCCGGGGCUGGUCGGGGGAAAGCUGCCAUUUUGAAGGCCCAAGUGGCUGCGAGAGGAAGAGGACGUGGAAUGGGACGUGGAAACAUCUUCCAGAAACGAAGAUAAAUUUAUCUGCUGAGCAGAACUUUUUCCGUUUUGUUUUUUUUUUUUCUUUCAAGUUAUCAAAAUGGAGGAGUAUGUGCUUAUGAGUGUGUCCUGGGUAUUCUUUCUUUUUUUCUAAUCCUCACCCAAGGAUUUUUCUUUUCCCAUUGCCUUUAGAGAAAGGAGAAGGGAGGCAGAGAGAGGGGGAUAGGAAUUUGAUGUGAGAGAGAAGCAUUGGUCAGUUGCCCGUCGGGCCUGCCAUGGUCGAACCCGCGCCCCACGGUUCUCCAGGCGGCGCUCAGUCGGAGUGUGCGGGCCAGGCUCUCAUGGGUUUUUGUCUCACAUCUUUCUCUUUAGCUCGAGGGCUAUGUCCAACUCAAUAAAUAUGGUGGUUAUUUUUUGUUUUUGAAAAAGUACAGAUUGUGUGUUCAUUUUGGA
Molecule: messenger RNA, 945 nt
Organism: Phyllostomus discolor (pale spear-nosed bat)
Lineage: Eukaryota; Metazoa; Chordata; Mammalia; Chiroptera; Phyllostomidae
Gene: SNRPD3
Product: small nuclear ribonucleoprotein D3 polypeptide
Exons: 4
Coding region: 151-531 (126 amino acids)
Biological process (GO): RNA processing; spliceosomal snRNP assembly
Cellular component (GO): U12-type spliceosomal complex; catalytic step 2 spliceosome; precatalytic spliceosome
Molecular function (GO): RNA binding
Source: RefSeq, a predicted model, not a curated record